Paramormyrops kingsleyae is the source of this 893-nucleotide messenger RNA. It is a transcript of the gene b9d1, whose product is annotated as B9 protein domain 1. The record is from RefSeq and is a predicted model, not a curated record. NCBI's taxonomy places the organism in Eukaryota, Metazoa, Chordata, Actinopteri, Osteoglossiformes, Mormyridae. Gene Ontology annotation, biological process: cilium assembly. Gene Ontology annotation, cellular component: MKS complex.
UGGAGACCCAUAAAUUGUAUCCGAUAGUUGUUAGCAACGGUCUCGUUGCGUAGCUAACGUUAUCGAGUACGAGCUCAGCAUUUGUUUAUAUCGUAUCCGUGGGAUUAUUAUUGUAGCUGUAAUACUUCUAAAUGCUGCAACGCCAAAAUGGCGACCAGUAACCCAUCUGUGUUUCUUCUGAUGAUAAACGGGCAAAUAGAAGGCGCAGAUUUUCCCGAAUAUGACGAGCUUUACUGCAAGUACUGUUUCGUGUACGGACACGAUUGGGCACCCACGUCGGGGUUGGAGGAAGGCAUAUCCCAGAUCUCCUCCCGAGGCCGGGACACACGUCAUGGUCUGGUGUGGAACUUCCCCGUGGAGAUCACGUUCAAGAGCACCAACCCAUUUGGCUGUGAGAGCUCCACUUUCCUGGCCCCAGAUCGUGGUCAGCGUGUACGGGCCCGACACCUUUGGGAACGAUGUGGUUCGAGGGUACGGGGCUGUUCACGUCCCUGUUACUCCUGGCAAACACGUGAAAACAAUUCCCAUGUUUGUUCCAGAAUCUACUUCCAGGCUACAAAAAUUCACAAGCUGGCUAAUGGGACGGCGUCCAGAGUUUACAGAUCCCAAGGUUAUAGCCCAGGGUGAAGGAAGAGAAGUCACUAGGGUACACUCCCAGGGCUCCGUCAGCUUCUCCUUCAACAUCGUCACCAAGGACAUGAAGAAGCUAGGCUAUGACGUCGGCCACCCAAGAGAUGUAUGAUGCUGGCCCCCCACACCACCGUGCUACAGGACCAGCCUACCCAUGAUCCAGCUUGUGGGGGGGCAGGGUUUGCUGUGGGAAGAGGAUCAAGUUGUAUAGUCAUUUUUUCCAUAACAUUUGUAUAUUUAUAAUAAAGUACUGUAAGCUAUUG